Messenger RNA from Hibiscus syriacus, 810 nucleotides. Its product is annotated as WUSCHEL-related homeobox 2-like. Gene Ontology annotation, molecular function: DNA-binding transcription factor activity; DNA binding. Gene Ontology annotation, biological process: plant organ development. Bases 7 to 810 code for a protein of 267 amino acids. The record is from RefSeq and is a predicted model, not a curated record. The transcript has 2 exons. Lineage: Eukaryota; Viridiplantae; Streptophyta; Magnoliopsida; Malvales; Malvaceae.
AAACAAAUGGAAGGUGUUGGUGGUGGUAACAUGGAAAUGGCUGGUGCUGCUGGUGGAACCACUGGGAAUUCAAGGUGGAACCCAACGAAGGAGCAAAUAAGCAUGCUCGAAACCUUGUAUAAGCAAGGGAUAAGGACGCCGAGUGCAGAACAGAUAGAGCAUAUAACGGCCAGGCUCAAAGGUUACGGCAUCAUCGAAGGCAAAAAUGUGUUCUAUUGGUUCCAAAACCACAAGGCACGCCAAAGGCAGAAACAAAAGCAAGAGAAUUUGGCUUAUAUCAAUCGCUAUCUUCAUAGAACACAACCUGUUUAUCCUCCUCCUCCCCCUUGUCCCAAUGUAGUUUGUGGUCCAUAUUUUGUACCACAAGGUGAUCAUCAUCUAGGAUUUUACCCUCAGUGCCCGAAGGUUCUUGUCCCCGGUGGAUCAAUGAAGAGGAGAGGAAGACCUGCUGGCGGGAAAAUGGUGAAGCCGAUAUUUUACGGUGGACAUGCAUAUGAUCAUAUGGUUCACCAUGAUUACAACGCCACGAUAAUACGAGAUACUGAAAACUCUGGUGGAGCACUCAGCAAAGGCGGCGGCUGCAGCAACGAAGAUGGUACUAAUCAUCACGAGACGUUGCCAUUGUUUCCAUUGCACCCCACCGGUGUCUGUGAAGGGAAUUCAACGCCAUUAAUGGCGUCUCCAGGUGGUGAUUUGAGCUCUUGUGAGGCUGCUGCUGCUGGUGUUGACCGAGAAAGCAGUACGGGAUGCUCCGGUGAACAACGUUUCUUUGAUUUCUUCUCUUGCCAAGCUUCUUCCGAAAGUGAUUAA